Molecule: messenger RNA, 2030 nt
Organism: Coturnix japonica (Japanese quail)
Lineage: Eukaryota; Metazoa; Chordata; Aves; Galliformes; Phasianidae
Gene: C1H3orf38
Product: chromosome 1 C3orf38 homolog
Source: RefSeq, a predicted model, not a curated record
CUUCCAACCCCUACAAUUCUGUGAUUCUGUGAAUUCGCUGGCUGGCCGAGGAGCCUGAGCUCUGCUUGUGAGCCGGGGCGGAACCUUAAGUAUCGGCCGCUGUUUCCGCCUGGUUUUUAUACACCAAUGGACCGCUGGGAAGCUGGUGUCGCUAGGGUUGUGCGGUUGCUAGAGCUUCGGCCGGGCCGGACGAUGGCGUCGCUGGGGCUGAGCGAGCGGGAGCAAGCCGGCUGCCGCGGGAUACUGGAGCUGCUGGAGACCGAGGAGCUGAUGGCGCUGACGGACACCGUCACGAACCGCCUGGUACAUCCGGAGAACCGCCAAGAGGCCAUUCAGGCCAUCUUGAUUUACAGCCAGAGUGCAGAAGAACUUUUGAAACGAAGAAAAGUGUAUCGAGAAAUAAUUUUUAAGUAUUUGGCAGUACAAGGAAUUGCAGUGCCUCCUUCCUCUGAGAAGCAUCAACUCAUUGCCUGUGUAAAGCAGUACUGGGACGAGAAGCUCACAUCACAUGUCUCAGAGUCAGGGGAGAGAACAACACAUGCAGAGAGUCAUGAAAAGAGGCAGAAGGCACAGGAUGAUGUUUAUAAUCUGGGAAGAGAAUUCUGCCAAUGGUUUUUUGAACUCCUGAAUUCUCAGCAUCCUUUGGGAGUCAAAUCUGAAGAAACGUGGGGACGGCAGCAUUUCUGGGAGAAUGCCAAAAUGAAGUUCUGUUACAACACAGUAGAAAAAAACAUGGAAGAAUAUAAUGGUGCAGAAAUGGUGAGCCUUCGUCUGCUCUCAUUGGUUAAAGAAGAAUAUCUUCUAUUCAACCCUAACUUGACUGCCAAUGGACUGAAAUGUGCCAUGUCUCGACAUGGGUUGGUACUAGUAGCAGUGGCUGGCACAGUACAUAGAGACAACGUCUGUUUGGGUAUCUUUGAACAGAUUUUUGGACUCAUUAGGUGUCCAAUUAGUGGGAGUACCUGGAAAAUAAAAAUUGUGGAUCUUAAAAUAGUUGGACAGAAUGCUCUGGAACCUGGAAUGCAGAUUGACAAACCCUCCAUCAAAUACGAAUCAAAUCAACUGCAAGAGUGGUGCGAUGGGAGAGAAUUGGCAGUGCUUGAACCUCACAGAUACUGAGCAGUGCUUUCAAAACUGAGUGACUGAUGGUGGGGGGAAAAAACCCAUACAGCACUUAUGGUGCUUAGUUGAAGGUUGGAAUGAUUGCAGCAAUGUGGUUUUGUCUCUUUCUUGAGUCAGAUUUGCUGGAUGACAAAUGGAAAUGGAGAAUCUAAAGUAUUCAUACAGGUGAUGGUUUGGGGUUACCUUUCUGACAGUUAACAAACAUUUAAACAUUAAUAUGUAGACUUUGUAACUAUGGUUGGGAAUGGAGUUACUUACAGAAUGAGGGUAUGUCUGAUUAUGGGAAGUUUUUUGUCAAGUUGGAUGACCUUGAGAUCACAAGCUGCAAGUUGUUUCUUUUCAGGAAACCAUUUUAAAUUCCUGCCUGAGUUAUAAGAGAACGUCCCUACUAAUGGCUUUUUGAAGCUGGGACUGGUGAAUGCCUGAAUGGUCCCCUAAAACUCCCAGGAGAACCAUCUGCUGAGUUGGGAAAUUUUGGAGGGAACGGGCAAAAUGAAACAAAUUGAGAUGCUGCCUAUUCAUUCUGAAUGUGAUUUCUUCUGUAGCCAGCAGUGGUAGUUUACUGGGACAAUGCAGAGAUUAGCACUGUUGGAAUUUGUAUCCUUCAUUUUCUUUCACUUUACAGUUCCACCACUGAGAUGGUUUCCCAGGCAUCUGUUUCUAGCACUGCUUCUUUUGGAUCGAAUGUUAGAUGUUUAUGACUUACAGACAUAGUGUCUGAAGCAAAUGCUUUGAUAAUUAUUUUGUAUAUACUUGCAACAGAGUUUCUAAUAUAAUAAUGGUAAUUUUUAUAUGUUUUCUCAAACUUGGAAUUUCUGUCUACUCCUAACUGCUGUAAUAUGUUGUCCAGACAAUGGGAAUUUACAACAGGUGGUGACAUAAAAUAAAGAAUCUAAGUUCUACUGAAA